GUCUUCCGAUACCAAGUAAGUAUCGAAACAAGAGUAUCGAUACCAAAUGUACUUAGCAUAAAAAGAAAAGUAUCGAUUCUUGUAUUUAUUUACUUGUAUCGGAACAACCCUAAUCCAACCUGAAACCCAAGUUAACCUCUCACUUCUCAUUUGACAUGUCAGGUUCUAAUAGAUAUUCAUCUCUAGCGCCCUUUGAUCUUCAUAAAUUGUUAAUAAAUCACUACGUUUUAACCAGAAGAGGAACAACAAAGUUACUUCAAAGAGACAAAUCAAAAGACAAAAGAGAUAUCGAUGUCAUUCGUGAAAAUCAUAAAUUCUUGUGGGAUGAACUUGAUGAACCAGACACAUGGGAAAAACGACUUGCCAAGAAGUAUUAUGAUAAGCUCUUUAAAGAAUACUGCAUUUGUGAUCUUAGCAGAUAUAAAGAAAACAAGAUGCUAUGUAUAGAUGGCAUUGUGUGCAAGGUGGCUAUGAGAUGGCAGACCGAGACAGAGAUGGUGACGGGUAAAGGCCAGUUCGUCUGUGGGGAGAAAAGUUGUAAGGAUAGUGAAGGUCUGCGCAGUUGGGAGGUCAAUUUCGGCUACAUCGAGGAUGGAACUAAGAAAAAUGCUCUUGUCAAGCUGCGACUCUGUCCAGAGUGUUCAUAUAAGCUGAACUAUAAACACAAGAGGAAAGAAAUUAAUCGCAAAUCAAGAAAAAGGUCAAGUUCAAUAUCAGAGGAUGGUGCAAGUAGCAGAAAGUUAUUAAAGACCGUAGAAUCAACCAGUGGAGAAACAGAAAAAUCCAGUGUAAAUAAAAAUGAAGGAGAAGAUAAUAUAUCAGAAGAAGAACAUAACAUUUGGAAAGAAAGUAAUGUGGCUUCUGAGGAGCGCACAAGAGAUGAAGAUUUUGAAGAUUAUUUAGAAAUGUUGCUGUUGUGAAAUAAUUUUUAAAACAAAUAGACCAUUAAUGAGAUAAUUGAUUUUAGAAAUAGGUUAUGAAAUUUUAAUUUAAAACUUCCUGUCUUUAAUUUUGUUUAAAGAGAUCAUGAAUUUCAUCAAACUAGUAACAUAAUAAUAAAGCUACAAUUUAUUCAUACAAUUAACAUUAAUUCUGUAAUACAUACAUGGAAAUGAAGUUAUUUUAUAUAAAUUGUUCAAUAGAAAAAUAAAAUUAUUACCAUGCACAACGAAUAUUGUACAAUUCACUGAGUGCGAUGCCAAUGAAGUAUGAAAGAUUUAAGUUAGAAAAUACAGUUUUUAAACAAUUAA
Molecule: messenger RNA, 1250 nt
Organism: Homalodisca vitripennis (glassy-winged sharpshooter)
Lineage: Eukaryota; Metazoa; Arthropoda; Insecta; Hemiptera; Cicadellidae
Product: protein FRA10AC1 homolog
Exons: 5
Coding region: 156-920 (254 amino acids)
Biological process (GO): dephosphorylation
Molecular function (GO): phosphatase activity
Source: RefSeq, a predicted model, not a curated record